CGCAAGAGAAGGUAAUGCAAUAAAACUUUUGCGCGCGCAUUUCUCUCAGUACAUAACGGUAGCGCUUCGUGUGUACGUACGUGUAUGAGUGGGUGGUCUAAAAAAAUAGCACUCGUUAGCGCCCGCUCGCUCGCUCACUUGCAGUCUUCGCCUCGCGCCGUCUCACUCUCAGUCGAUUCCCAUUCGAAUGCAAUUCGUUUCGUUGAUUUCUCCGAUUCGCGAACGAGAGGGGGGAGGGGAACCAGUCGAGGGCGAAGAAGCAGAGGCAGCGACGCCACCGUCGCCGUCGCAGCGGAGUAGCUGCCAUCUCUCAAUCUCUGAGUGACAAUCCGUCGGUACGGUACACGAAAACGGACACAGCUCCGGUUUCCAAAAUUCCAGUACGAAAACGGCUAUUCGAACUCGAUUAACACACGCGGGCAAUCGGAAUAAAUAACUCGAAAUAUUGAAAGUAUAUUUCAUCGCCAGAGAAAAUUCAAAAAUCAAAGUGCGCGAGUGUCUUGUGUCAGUGCUGUUGAGUUUUAAAAUUUACUUUUAGACCUCCUAAAAGAAAAAACGCCAAAUUAACGAAUCGAUCAAAAAGUAAACAAACAAAAGUGUCGGCCAUGAUGAAGUAUGGAUUCUGUGACAAGUGAACAGAGUGAAAAUAACAACAAUAAAGCGGGCGCAAUAAAUAAUAAUCACGCAAUAAAUAGUGGUAUUGAACGAACCGCGGGCAAUAUGAACACCACCGCCAUGUUGAUGCAUCACCAGCAGCAGCAGCAGGCAGCCGCAGCAGCAGCAGCCGCAGCAGCCCAGCAGCAACACAAUGGACGCGACGGUAGCAACAGUUCGCGUGGAGCUAACGAGGAUCGUCCGAAUGGCCGGAGUUCGCACACAGGACGAGGAUCCAGUUGCUCACCGGCCAGCUCCCCAAGUCGUCAUCCCAGUGCCGUGAGUCCGGUGAGCUCCCUCAACCACUCCAUGAUGCAGCAGAUGCAGCAGCAGCAGCAGCAGCAACAGCAGCAGCAACAGCAGCAACACCAUCAGCUCAGCCCCCCGCCACAUGGAAUGCCAUCGGGCAACGGACUGCCGACGGGUCUGCCACCCAGAAUGCCCCAUGGACUGCCGCCCCAUUCGCUGGGUCUCCUCAACUCCCUGCAGAUGAUGCACCAUGCCUCCCCCUUGGAACUGAUGGCCGCCGCCCAUCAUCAUGUGCCUCCAAGGUCGUACAACUCGCCGCCGCCAAUCUCCACCUCGGAUCCCAGUGCCAAUGAGUGCAAGCUGGUGGAGUACCGGGGUCAGAAGGUCGCCGCAUUCAUAAUCAGCAACGAAACCAUGCUCUGCCUGCCGCAGGCCUUUGAGCUCUUCCUGAAGCACUUGGUCGGCGGCCUGCAUACGGUCUAUACCAAACUGAAGCGCCUGGACAUCGUACCGCUCGUCUGCAACGUGGAACAGGUGCGCAUAUUGCGCGGCUUGGGCGCCAUUCAGCCGGGCGUCAAUCGCUGCAAGUUGCUCUGCUGCAAGGACUUCGACAUCCUCUACAGGGACUGCACCACGGCCAGAUGCCUAUCGAUCAAGCCACCAGAAAGUAACUCUCUGCAAUUCCGCAGUUCCAGACCGGGUAGACCGCCCAAGAGGGGACCCGUGGGGCUUUCCCUGCCGCCCACUCAUCUAUCGCAGCAUCCGCAGCUGAAGAAGCAUCGCCUGGACAACGGGGACUAUGCCUAUGAAAAUGGGCACAUAAGUGAUAUGAAAUCGCCGCUUUUGGCCAACGGCUACAAUCCGCCGCCCAUCAACCACAUGGCCUUCAUGCAGAUGAACGCCCACCACCCGGGAGCGGCGGCUCUCAUGUCGCCGGGAAUGCCGCCCCACGGAUUGCACGCCCGUCCCGAGAGCCAGAUGCUCAAGGCCGCUGCCCAGAACGCCGGAAUGUCGGCGGCCAAUAUGGACGCCCUGGCCAGAUCCGGAAUCUGGGAGAACUGCCGUGCGGCCUACGAGGACAUCGUCAAGCACUUGGAGCGACUGCGGGAGGAGCGGACGGAUGAGCGUCAACAGGCGAUGGGAGUGGGUGGGGCGGUGGUCGAUCGGGUGGGAAAUGUGAUGGUGGCCGAGCACAAGCCCAGGGAUCUUAGCUCCAGGAAUUGCUCUCCCACGCGCCAGAGUCCGGUGCUGAAUCUGAGUAAGUCCGGCGGGAAUACAGACCACGGCGGAAGCAACUGCGACGCGGGCAGUGAGCGCAGUGAUUGCCACUCGGUGGCAGGAUCCCCGGGAAGAGGGGGCUCCCGCAGCCUGGACGAGGGUAGUCGCAGUGGCGUCGGAGGGGGCGUGGCCUCCCAUGUGGGCGGCGGCAUAAUCGGGGUCGAGGACGAUGAGGAGGAAGAGGAGAACCUGAGCGACGAGAAUCAAUCCGAAGUCGAUGAACGCUGCCUGGCCAAAGAUGACGAAGAUUUGAGUGACACGGAACGUGAUAAUCUGUCCACGGGCUCGGCGGCCGCUGCAGCGGCUGCAGCGGCAGCAGCCGCACACCAGCUCCACCAGCACGCCGCCUCGCACCACCACCAAACGGUGGGUCUGUCCCACUUGGGCGUGGUGCCCCCACACCAGCGGGGCUCCCCCUCAUCGGCGGAGGCGGCCGCAGCCGCGCUUCAGCACCAAAGAGCCUUGAACUACUCCCAAUUGGCCGCAGCUGCAGCCGUGGCCAACGGGGCGGCAGUGGGCGGUGGUGCGGUGGCCAACGGGCCCACCGGCGGCGGCGGUGCCCUCACCCCCAACGAAGCGCUACUGGCCGCCAAUGAUGCGGCCGCCCUGGCCGGAGGACUGGCCCUGGGCCCCUUGGGCAUCGAUGCCCACGCCGCCGUGCCGGCCAGCUCCACGGAAACCCUGCUCAGGAACAUCCAGAGCCUGCUCAAGGUGGCCGCCGAUAAUGCCAGGCAGCAGGAGCGGCAGAUCAGCUACGAAAAGGCUGAGCUGAAGAUGGAUGUUUUGAGGGAACGCGAAGUGAAAGAUUCGUUGGAACGCCAGCUGGUUGAUGAACGUAAACUGAGAGUGCUCUACCAGAAGCGCUUCCGUCGCGAGCGGAAGAUCCGCAUCCGCUAUCAGCAGCAACUCGGCGGUGGCAGCGGUGCCGUGAAGGUCAGUCCGAAUGCCAACGGGAGCGGGGGCGGUGGCUCCGGAUCCGCGUGCAGUGAGUCGGAGGCGUGCGGCGGCGGUGGCGGUGAUGCCAAGUGCAACAACAACAACAACAACAAUAACAACAACAACAAUAACAACAGCAGCAGCAGUAGCCACGGCGGCGACGUGGAGACAAUGAAAGAAAACGACGCUGGCAGUGAAAAAUCGGACAAGUCGCUGGCCUCCAAUUCCUCCUGUGAUGUGACCGCCGGACAUUCGGCUGGAUCCGUUUCCGGUUCCAUCUCCGCCGGCCUCAACUGCCCGGAUUCCCCCACCCACUUCAAACGGGAGCCGCACUCCGAUCACGAGGGCUCCGUGGAGCGCCAACCACGAUCCUCAGCCGCCUCACUGGCCGCCCACGACGAGGAUAACUCAAAAAGAUGCGGCAGUCGCGAUCGGGAUGAGAGACCGCCCAGCGGAUCAGCAGCCUCAGUUGCGGCAGAGGGCAGCUUGGCUGCUGCAGCAGCGGCCGCCGCAGCAGCAGCCGCAGCAGCAGCCAGCAACGGAAAGGGUCCGUGGAGCUACCCGGGCAUCGAUCUGAUGGCCACCGGCGCCUUCUGGCAGAACUAUUCCGAAUCCCUGGCCCAAGAGCUGGAAAUGGAGCGCAAGAGCCGCGCCGCCAACGCCGAGCGGGAUGUGAAAAGUCCGCUGUCGGAGCGACCGACAACCUACUACAAGAACUCCGUGCUCUACGGCAGCGCCAACUAAACACCUGGGCAGGUCAGGUGGUCAAGUGGUCAGGUGGUGAGAUGGUCUGGUGGCGAGGACUUAUUUGAUCUCAGAGUGCAAUCCCAACCGGCGGCGGCUUUUGAGUGGGAGUGGAUAGGCGAAAUGGAAUGAAAAUGUGUACAUACCUAAGAUGGAAGAUGAAGAGUUCGAGUUUUGAGAACGUUGCAAGCGUUGCAGGAGUUGCAGCGGCCAUUUUGUACAUAAAGAAAAAGGACGUAGUAAAAAGAUGCAGAACUUCCGAUAUCCCAUAUAGAGUGCUUAGAUGCGAUAGCGAGCAGUUGUAAGCUUAUAGUAACGUUGUAUAUAGCAGCCGAUACGAAAGACUUUUUAAUGAAUUGAAAAACGAUAAGCUGAAAACCCGUGUAGGCAGUUGGCAUACCUAGCAUUUAACUUCCCCAAAAUGAAACCAUUUUUAGCAUUGCUUAUAAACCUUACGAUAUAGCUUCAAUUCGAGUAUAUGAAUGCAACAGAAAUAUACAUAUAAUAUUUAAAGUAAUACGUAGAUAUUUAGGGAGUACAGAAAUUAAUCUUACGAGCCGCUUUUUAGUGUUUUAAAUGAUGGAAGCAAGUUUGAUUGAUUUAUUUUACGAUGUAGUUUUUCUAAUGAUAAGAUUUUAAUUUAUUCACUAGCCUAGCAGCAGUGCAGUAAGUCCGUAAUACUAAAAAUUAGCAUAUAAAAAUAAUUAACUUCAAGUAUUUCACUUGCCUAGGCGAUAAACAAUAAUUCAUAUUAUAUAUAUCAAAUAAAAAAAAUAUUAAAAAUAAAUGCUAAACAAAACAUACUUGUAUGCCCGUUGCAAAAGCAAAACAAAAACAUAAUGAAGGAAAAAUGAUCAAAAAUUGACAUUAAAAACUAUUUAAACGCUUCAUAUGCUAUUAUAUAUACACCCUAUAUAUAUACACACAUUAACUUUAGUCAUAACAAUAGUCAAAGAACAAAUAAUUCCGCGAACCAACAAACAACAAUAACGAUUCAAAUAUUGUGCAACAUCUCGCCGCUCGCAGUGAAAACACAGAAAUUAUUAUAAUAAAUACGAUUAAAAUAAUACAGCAGCAGACAACCGACAGAACAGACAGACAAAACCAACACCAACAUCCAAGCGAAAAAGUUUAAAAAUAAUAUAUAAUAAUAAAUUAUUAUUGCAAAAAUAA
Molecule: messenger RNA, 5034 nt
Organism: Drosophila yakuba
Lineage: Eukaryota; Metazoa; Arthropoda; Insecta; Diptera; Drosophilidae
Gene: dac
Exons: 12
Coding region: 616-3861 (1081 amino acids)
Source: RefSeq, a predicted model, not a curated record